This is a messenger RNA of Danio rerio (zebrafish), 7465 nucleotides long. NCBI's taxonomy places the organism in Eukaryota, Metazoa, Chordata, Actinopteri, Cypriniformes, Danionidae. The record is from RefSeq and is a predicted model, not a curated record.
GAAUGGAAAGCGAAACCUAAAGCGAUUGUGACUAGUUCGCGACAUUGCGCGUGUUCUCUCGUUUAAAUUCACUGCUGACAUCAUUUUGCCCACUCGCUUUCAAAACAAAGUAAUUGUAGACUCGUUUUAGAGUUUGUGCAGCUGAACUUUUUCCAAAUGCAAACGGAGACAGCGUGUUGUUGGAGUGUGAUCUUUCUACUUCAUUUUCACUCUUCCUGCGGAACAGUGUUUAGUCUGUGCACGAGUCUGGGCCUCAGCUGCUUAAUCUGUCAAAUUCAGCUGUUUUAUCCUCCGUUGUUUUUGCGAAAAACCUGUCUUUGAUACUGUCGUGAUAUUGCAACCAGACAGCUGAGAUUCAUCCUAAUACGUACACAACUUCACUAAGCCUAACGCUACACCCUCCUCAGCCCCCACCCCUGCGCUAUGAGCAGAGGUAGAGGAGGGAAUUACAAAGAUAGCCAGCGAUUUUCCCUCCCUUUCAGAAAGGGACAGCCUCAGUUUUAUUCUUCUACAACCACUGGACAAUCACGGGGCCCUCGUGUCCCAAGCCCCAGCUCUUUAUCUGGCAGCUCUCCGCAUCCUUCCUUUUACUCCUCCUACUCAAGUGGUCCUGGUGUACCUCCACGUGAUCAUCCUUUUCCCCCUCGUCACUCUGAUCCAUCCCUGUGGGCAUCCCCCCAGCACGGCAGUGAUCAGAUCUCGGACUCAAAUGGUGUAAGCUUCCGACAAAACCAGGUGCAGUUCCUCAGGGGGCAGAGUGCACAAGCUCCUCAGUUCAAAGCACCCCAGCCGCGAGGGUCCCAAAGCUCUAGCCGAGGGGAAGAGGUCUCAACUGAGCCUAUCCAGUACCAGACGGGUUAUCGUGACUUUAAAUCAAACAGUUACAGUUUUGGAAGAAGAAACUGUUACGGCAGAGGACAGGAUAACUGGCAAGGGGAGCAGAAUUUUGGACCUAAAAAAAGGUCAGGGUGGAAUCACCCACACCAGAAGGGACAAUAUUAUUCAAAUCAGCACUAUAAACAAUUCUGGAACGCUCGGGCAAAUGAUUUAUCCUCUGGCAUCUAUAAUCUGAGUUUUGGUGACCGUGUAAAAAGGGUAGACACCUCUGAUACCUUGUCCUGCAGUAACUCUUCUUCUAAGGUUUCCAGUUCUUCCAGCUCAUUCAGAGAUUCCCUGUAUUUGACCCCUGAGAUCCACCAACAGGUCUGUGCUUUUUUGACAUCACUCAGGCCAGCUGAGACUAUUCAGGCAAAGGUCUUGGGCAAAAAGCUUGGUCUCCCCAAGAAGAUUGUUAAUAAGGUUUUGUAUGACCUUUUGAAGUCAAACCAAGUAGUGAAACAAGGAGAGACCCCCCCUUUGUGGAGACUCUGUGAGGAGAGCCGCGAGUCCAUCAGAGAGAAAGACCAAACACAGUCUUCAAAAGAUUUGGAAAAAGAGCCAGGUCAGAGUCCAUAUAUAAACCAGAAAGUUGGUGGAGAUUUCACUACCACCAGUACUCCCUCUCCAUCAAAGAUUCCCAUUGACGCUGACAGCGAUACCAGUGACGAAUCAGAGGACUCUGAAGGUGACGAUAGCUGUGAAAAGUUGCUUGCAGAUCAGGAUAAAAAGACUCUUUCACCUACAGUGCAGUCUGUAACAUUGUCAACAAUGGCUGAUUCUAAAGAUAGCAAAGAGAAGAUCCUACAGUACCUCUAUGAAGCAGGUACGGGAAAUGCACUUGUGAUUGCCAAAAAUCUUGGCCUGCGAAGUGCCAAGCAGGUCAAUCCCACACUUUAUGCCUUGGAGAAACAAGGUGAUGUAAACCGCAACACUGAAGUUAAUCCACCUACCUGGGAGCUAAGUGCACACAGACAGGAAAAGAUGGACCGCCAACGAAAAGCUGCUGCAACUGCAAACCAGGAUGUAAACAGUGCUGCAACUCUAAGUUUGGAAGAUGACGAGAUUGCAAAUGUAGCUUUGGUCAACUUUGAGCCAAUGGAAGGAGGUGGAAAACCAUUGGUUGAGAUGUUAGACAAUGACAAUGUUUUUGGUAACACAGAAAUUGACAUUCCUGGCUUAGAACCGGUAUCCAAAGCAAGUGACCUUUCCUCCUCAACCCAUCGGAACUUUCAGCCCAAUCAGUUUCCCUACUAUCAGGAGACUCCCAGUAACGGAGGAGAACAGUCACAGUGGGCAUCUGAUGAUAUUCCAGAGUUCCUGAACACAAUUCGUUCUGAGGUUGCAGUUUCCUUGGCUGCACCCCCUCCCCCGACCCAAAGCAUGGAGUCAAACAGAUUGCAGAAACUAAAAGAGGCCCGUAGUAAGAACCCAGUUAGCGGGCUGAUGGAGUUUGCACAGCAUCUUGGAUACACUUGUGAAUUCCUACUUUUAGAACAGUCUGGACCCUCACAUGACCCCAGGUUUCGGAUGCAGGUCAUGUUAGAUGGUCGCAGGUUUCCAGCAGCUGAGGGUUCAAACAAAAAAGUGGCAAAAAAAGAUGCUGCUGCCAUUACCCUGAAAAUUCUUUGGAAGGAGUUGGAUGGAGGAGGUGGAGAGGAAGAGGAAGAACCAAACAUUGAGGGAGCUGGGUCAACCACCGAUAUGGCAGAUGAUAUGGGUGGCACUGACACUCCACCUCAGGCUCUCUCUCGAUCACUACCUGGAGGAAAGAAUCCUGUUUCUGUUCUGAUGGAGCACAGUCAGCGCAGUGGGCACCCUAUCCAGUUUAUCAAAACAGGACAGGAAGGGCCCUCUCAUGAUCCACGGUUUAUGUUCCGUGUGAAGGUUGGGGAACGUCUCUUCCAGGAAGCCUCAGCACCUAGUAAGAAGGCAGCAAGACAGCUGGCAGCGGAGGAGGCUGUGAAAGAGCUUAUGGGAGACGGACUACUACAUCUUAACAAGCCUCCAAGUAGUUUCUGUCCUAUGGGUGACAGUGAGUCGCAGCCAAUGUUUCCGGCGUGCCCCUCUCUGCCCCCCUUGACUGCAGCUGAGCUUCAGGCAGCCCAUGAGGCAGGUGUGGGUGACCUCAUCAACCACCUGAACAACAACGCAGUGUCCGGUCUGCUUGAGUACGCCCGUGCUCGAGGCUUCGCUGCUGAGAUCCGCCUGGUGGGCCAGUCUGGACCCUCACACGAGCCCAAGUUUACGUACCAGGCUAAAUUAGGUGGGCGGUGGUUUCCUGCAGUGUGUGCCAGUAAUAAGAAGCAGGGCAAGCAGGAGGCAGCGGACGCUGCUCUUAGAGUGCUCAUCGGAGAAGCCGAGAAAGCAGCACGUACUGGAGAGCUCAUGCCAGAGUUGCCAGUAUCAGGGAGUACAAUUCAUGAUCAGAUCGCCAUGCUAAGCCAUCAGCGCUUCAAUGCCCUCACUGCACGCAUCCAGCACAGCCUUCUGGGUAGAAAAAUUCUUGCAACUAUUGUGAUGCGCAAUGGAACGGACAGUCUUGGAAAAGUUGUCAGCCUCGGGACAGGAAACCGCUGUGUUAAAGGAGAGGAGCUCAGUCUUCGUGGGGACACUGUAAAUGACUGCCAUGCAGAAAUCAUCUCCAGAAGAGGCUUUAUCCGGUUUUUGUACAGUGAGCUGAUGAAGCACUGGGAAAGCCCUGGCGAUGAGACUAUUUUUGAGCUGGCAGGUGAUGGUAAGCUGAAGAUCAAAUCUGACAUCACCUUUCAUCUCUAUAUUAGCACUGCUCCAUGUGGCGACGGUGCUCUCUUUGAUAAAUCGUGCAGCGAAGCGGCUGAACUCAAUGGCUCUGGACACAUGCCUCUCUUUGAGAACAUCAAACAAGGCAAACUCAGGACCAAAGUGGAGAACGGUGAGGGUACGAUCCCAGUGGAGUCCAGUGACAUUGUGCCCACCUGGGAUGGCAUUCAGCAUGGCGAGCGCCUGAGGACCAUGAGCUGCAGUGAUAAGAUCCUGCGCUGGAACGUUCUCGGCCUGCAGGGGGCGCUGCUCACACACUUCAUCCACCCUAUUUAUUUGCACUCCAUCACUCUUGGAUAUCUUUACAGCCACGGUCACCUGACUCGAGCUGUGUGCUGCCGAUUGUCCAGAGAUGGCGAUACUUUUAAAAGCAGUUUACCAGCGAACUUUACUCUCAACCACCCUGAGGUGGGCAGGGUGAGUGUGUACGACUCGACACGCCACACAAGUAAGACCAAAGAGUCCAGCGUCAACUGGAGCCAACCAGACCAGUAUAGCGUGGAGGUUCUGGAUGGCACCAAGGGCAAACUAGACAGUCCCAAGAUGGAGGUAUCUCGGGUUUCCAAGUCCAAUCUGUUCCGUCUCUUCCACGCUUUGUGCCAGCGAGCAGGCCGAGCCGAUCUGCUGGCACUGCAGUCUUAUGCCCACGCUAAGAUGGCCGCCACAUCAUUCCAGGAAGCCAAGAGGCUGUUCUUUCUGGCACUGAGCCAACAUGGAUAUGGUGCCUGGAUUGGGAAGCCCUUGGAGGAGAAAAGUUUCGAAGGUGAAGCCAAAAGCUUUGAGCCGAUGGGAGGAAGCGGAGACGUUCAGGCUUCAGGUUGCGUUGUUGACCCCAAUAGUUUCUUGAGCUCCGAAAACAACAACUUUCUCUCUGCGGCACAGGGAUUUUAGGGCUAGAGGGGGAGAUGAAGUCAGCAAAUGAGGGGAAGAGGCAGGAUUUGAGAAGGUUAGUUGUAGAGAUGGAGGAAUGGGGUGAAUCUGUGGCUUCGGGAUUCAAACUUUUAACAUUGUGAUAAAUCAGAAAGAAGUAAAGCAGAGCUUUAAACCCAUGGCGAAUUGGACUUGAUGAAAAAUGAAGAAGUAGAGUCAUGCCUUUUUUGUUUUAGAAAGCUGUAAGCAUUUGUUUUAGGAGAGUUCGUCUUUUAUUUUCUCCAUGUUUGACAGCACCAAUGCUGUGUUAGUGACUGGGUGGCCACAUAGGCAAGGGAUUCGGUUCAUCGCUUAAGGUAUAUUUCACUUAAUAAAGAGAGUUUUAACGCUGGUCAGGUCGCUGAUUUACAUUUAUUUAAAUUGAGGUUUCCCUGUGUUUCAUUCGAGUUGGUUGUAAAGGAUUGUGUAUUGAGAUUUAAAGGGUUUGUUCAUUGCAAAAUGAAACGUUGUCAUUUUGUCACCCUUACCUUUCCUCAGUAAUUUUUUUGUUCAUUAGUUUAUUUAGAGCUGUUUCUCUGUGUGUUUUUUAACAAAAAGGCAUUGAUUGCUGAUUUUGUUUUAUUCAAAAAGAAAUAUACAGAUUGAAAAUGAUGGCAGAAUUUUCAUUUUUGCGUGAACUAACUAUUUAAUUUCAUCAGCAUUGUUUUGUCUUUAACCUACUUUGUUUUUUUCAUUCCUUUUAAAGUCUUGGUAAUACUUUACAGUAAGUAUUCAUUUUCUAACAUGAGUGAAGAUUAGUUGACAGGAACUAACAAGAACAGUAUACAGUGUAUAUCUAUCAUAAUCCUAAUAUCUACAUGAACAAAACUCAAAUCUGCUAAAGUUGUAUUUUUUUUAAACAUAAACCAAUAUGUGUAAGCAAUACAACUGUGUUUUUACCAACUUGAUCCAACGUUAAUAAAUGUUUUAAAACACAUUGCUCAAAUGUUAGUUCUUUUUAACUAAUGGCUUAACUGAUGUUAAAAAAUGAAACCUUACUGUAAACUGUAAGCAAAUUUGAUUUGCUGAUUAAACUUUCUGUAUUUACAUAAAUGUUUUUUUUUUGUUUGUUUUUGUUGCAUUGUGGAGAGAUCCACACACCAAAACUUGAGUAGACUGCUUGAAAUGUAUACAUAAUGUACAUACAAAUACAUAUGCACACAGAUGUAUAUAUAAGGUCUGUUGAACGAGUUUAUAUAUAUGCGUGUGUGUUUAUGUAUGUGUAUAUAUUGUAUGUAUAUAUUUUGUAAUGAAUCCUAAUGAAGUGAAAUCCAUAUUAUUUUCUAUCUUCAUUUUUAGGAUGUCUUUUUAUAUAUAAAUAUAAAUAUAUAGACAAGGUGUGUAUGUUCUGUUUUGGCUGUAGUUUAUGUGCACUGUUUGUUUGUUAGAUAUUGCAUGCAGCCAAACACAAUCUUCAUUCUGACACAUGACAUCUGUAGCGGGCAGGUGAACAGCACAAAACAUAUGCACAUUGUUUUUCUGCGUGUGUUUGUGUGUGUGUGUGUGUGUGUAUGUGUGUGUGUGCACAACUCUGUGAAUCUGGGUCUUAGAAUAUUAUUUUAGCCUUUAUAUUGUAAGCUGAAAUCUGCACUGCUUCUGUUUUAAUGUGUUCAGACACCAUCAACUGAUGCACUGCUUCAAGACUAAAGCAAUACUAACAUUCUGCUUCCUUCCAGCAAGUGUGACUCUGUAUGCCUCAAACACUUGUCAUCAAACCAUUGAAGUCUACUCCAGCAUUUCUUUAAGAUAAGUUCUGUUCUUGGUAUUAAAGGAGAAUUUUCUUUCCGUGUGCUGCAGAAAAUGAUGUCUUGCGGGUUUAAUGGCAUAUGCUGUCUUGGCUCAGGCUGUAGCUGUAGGUGAGCGGGGAUAUUUAAGACUGGGUGGAAAACUAUUUGAGUCUCACCACAGUAAAAAGCACCAGACGACAAGGCAAAACUUGUAUUCCAAAUGAGACUUUUCUGCUGUCUACUGAUAUAAGAAUCACCUGUAAAGAGUGUCUGGUUGAUUUGCGUAUGUAUAUUUAAAUAAGUAAUUUCAUACACAGCUAUGGUUUGUCUUAGAUGUUAAUGUUUGUUUUAUUCUAUACAGGUUUGGUAAUAUUACUUAUAAAUAUUAAAUUAUAUGUUUCAAAUAUUAAACUUUUUUUUUUUAAGAAAAUGUCAAUUGGUCAUUUCAUCAAAAUGUAAUUUAAUUAUUCCAAUAUCUAAAGUAUCCUUAAUUUGUCCAAAGUUAAAGCUUUGUUAUUGUGUCUGUCAUCUAAAAAUAAACAUCAUGCCUGACAAUGUGGCACCUUAUUUCAUUAUUUUAAUGCAGCAUUUUAUAUGAUAAAAUUUGUAUUUUAAAUUUGACUGUUUGUAUUUUAUAUUUGUGAGAAAUGCCAUCAGACCUUUAUAAAAUAAAACCGAUAGUAUCUUUGCACACAAACCCAUACCUUUAUAAAUCCAGUAAAAGUUUAACUGAAUUUUAAUGGUCUCAAUUAUUUAUUUUUUUUUCAAUAUAUUUGGUGCAAUUCACAUUCUACACAUUCAAAUGUCAAUAUCACAGUCAGUUUGAGCAUUAGUCUAUUGCAUUUGAGUACAUAGCUACUGUAAAAAUUAAUAAUUGAUGGUUUCUCAUUGUUACCAUUUAAUUUGAAAUGCAGGCGUAAUACACAUUUAUGACUGUCUUAUCAGGUGUGUAUGUAAUUUAUGCGUUCAGUUCAGUUUCUAACCUUUAGCUUAUCAAUUAUGAAACAUUAAAUGUUGCUUAAAACAGCAACAGUAUGCAAGCUAACAAAAAAAAUGGCACUUGUUAAUAAAUGUACUGUAUAUAUUAAUAUUUGGAUGGGAAAAGCUGAAUUCCUGGCCUACAAUCUAAUAAAUUUGUUUUUUAAACUGUU